Messenger RNA from Peromyscus eremicus (cactus mouse), 1550 nucleotides. RefSeq names its product cell division cycle 123 (gene Cdc123). The transcript has 13 exons. The record is from RefSeq and is a predicted model, not a curated record. Bases 192 to 1325 code for a protein of 377 amino acids. Gene Ontology annotation, cellular component: cytoplasm. NCBI's taxonomy places the organism in Eukaryota, Metazoa, Chordata, Mammalia, Rodentia, Cricetidae.
CUAGCUUCGGAAAAUUACCUUCCGGGUCGAGGUGCUUAGAGACGAAAGAGGAGUUGUAAGCCUCCUAAAAUUCUACACUUUCGUGACUCCUCUCUCCCGGACUCAAAUUCUUUUUGUGUCUCGUGAGUCUGCGCGGCCAUGCUAAGCGUACUCUCCACCACUACUUCAGCUUCUAGCGCCUCCUGACUUUUAUGGACCGGAAGAGUCCCUUUCAUCAACAAAGCUCGGUGGGCACUUCCGGAAGUGACACGCCAGGAUCCGGGAGAGUACUGGCGGGAGUGGAGAAAGGCAGCGAUUCACGCCGCGGGUGGAGGAUGAAGAAGGAGCAUGUUAGUCACUGCCAGUUCUCCGCCUGGUACCCGCUCUUCCGAAGCCUUACCAUCAAGAGUGUCAUUCUCCCACUUCCUCAGAAUGUGAAAGACUAUUUACUUGACGAUGGGACUCUGGUGGUUUCAGGAAGGGAAGAUCCGCCAACAUGUUCCCAGCCAGACAGUGACAAUGAAGCAGAAGAAACACAGUGGUCCGAUGAUGAGAACACAGCGACACUUACGGCACCAGAAUUUCCUGAGUUCAACACUCAAGUCCAGGAAGCUAUCAAUUUGCUGGGGGGUAAUGUCUUCCCUAAGCUUAACUGGAGUGCCCCAAGGGAUGCAUACUGGAUAGCAAUGAACAGUUCUCUGAAGUGUAAAACUCUCAGUGACAUCUUCCUGCUUUUCAAGAGUUCUGAUUUCAUCACUCGUGACUUCACACAGCCGUUCAUUCAUUGUACUGAUGAUUCUCCAGAUCCUUGUAUAGAAUAUGAGCUUGUCCUCCGAAAAUGGUGUGAGUUAAUUCCUGGGGCUGAAUUCCGAUGUUUUGUCAAGGAAAACAAGCUUAUUGGUAUUUCUCAGAGGGACUACACGCAAUACUAUGACCAUAUUUCUAAACAAAAAGAAGAAAUCUGUAGAUGCAUUCAAGACUUUUUCAAGAAACACAUACAGUAUAAAUUCUUAGAUGAAGACUUUGUGUUCGAUAUAUACAGAGACAGUAGGGGGAAAAUAUGGCUGAUUGAUUUUAAUCCAUUUGGGGAAGUCACAGACUCAUUGUUGUUUACUUGGGAAGAGCUGACAUCUGAGAACAACCUAAGAGGUGACUUCAGUGAAGGGGAUGAUCAGGGGCAGGAUUCACCGGCUUUCCGCUGUACAAACAGUGAAGUCACAGUACAGCCCAGCCCCUAUCUGAGCUACCGACUACCCAAGGACUUCGUGGACCUUUCCACUGGGGAGGAUGCUCACAAGCUCAUCGAUUUUCUCAAGCUGAAAAGAAAUCAGCAAGAGGACGACUGAGUGCUGCCUUGAGAAUAAAUAGAAGAAGGAAACACAGCUCCCAGUGAUCCAAACGAGAUGGAGGUGUCGAGGGCAGUGUGCAAAGUCAUAGGUUUUUAUAUUCCUAUAUGUUCACUUGGGGAAAGAUGAAGGCACAUUGGUACUCAUAAGAAAAAUCACAUAAUAAACAGACCUUAAACAUAAGGAAGCAUACUGUUCUGAUAAUAAAAUGACUUUUAUGAAAUA